CCUCCUCUUUUAGCGUUUCGUCAGGGGAAUUUGCUUGCUGCUACUGUCGCUAGCCCAUUACUGCUGCGAGUGUGUCGCCAAGGCAUAGAAACCGAAAGGACUAUGUUGUGAAGUGUGCGUCCAACUGGAAAAACUUGACCUCAUAGAAAAUAUAUCGAACGAGAUUGGCGGAAAAGUAGACAUAAAAAUCAUCGAUUGUUGUGAGUAGCUGCGCACACGUGUCGUUAUCUUCAAGGCCCAUUUAUUGAAGCAGCAAUCAAUUGGAAAGCAGAGCGUGUUCGCAGUGUUCAGAAUAAAUCGGACAGAAGCUAACGAACACCCUGACAUGGAAAAUGUAGCAAUAUUUUGUUGAUUAUUGCGGUCAUGUUUGUGUUCAGUUAGUCGUCAGUUAGUGAGCCACGCAAGUGGCUAGACGGGCGGAUGUAAUGGUCCCUCGCCACGCUUCUUCCCCCUUUCCACACAAGGCACAGACCAGACGACUACGAGCGACAGCUAACGAAGUGGCCGUUGCCAAUCGGGGACAGUCUGCUGAAACAAAAGAUUAUAAUCUUAUGUUGUCGUGUCAUAUUGAUAUGCAAGUUGGACAUUAAAAAAAGCGUUCAAAAUUGUGACCCUGUACGUCCAUGGAUGCACUUGGACGUAGUUUACAUCGAAGUAUUAACAAGAAUUGACGCAAAAAGUGAAUCAACGUAUUGUCAAAAACAUUGACGACAACGACAAAGGAAAAGCUUCAGUGGUGUCUCCAGACAAAGGAAGGGGUAGCAGUUUUUACGGCUUCUGACUAGAGCACCAAGUGACUGCAGUGGGUGAUAAGGCAAUUUACUCAAACUCAUUCCACCCUAAGAUAAAUAGAGAAGGUUACCAAAGCAGGCAUCUCGCUACAGAAUACGGUCGCUGUUAUUUAAUUGGUGUCACAGGAAAGACGACGGCUGAUGCCUAUUGGUAAUGGGCAGCUAUCGUCGGGGCGACGACGGCUAUCACGUAGUAAAUUCUUUUUUUAAUUAGAAAUUAAGCGGAGGACCGGUAGCAAAAGUUUUAUGUGAGGUAAGCUAAAUCAGCAAAAGUAUACCAUUGUUUAGUGCGCUAUUUUGGUACAAUAAGACCUGCUUAUGCGAACUGUGCUUUUUAAUUAAGCUACAGGUGCUAUUUAAUAGGCAAUGCAGAUGAAAUUAGAUUAAUUGCUAGUAACAACACUUCUGCCUUCCGGUAUCAUGGUGGGUACCCGUUAGCAUUAUCAUUUCGUUUAGAUCAGUGAUCAGUUAUGUCUAACUUUUAGACAAUAGAUAUGAUCUACAGACUCCGGUUCGAUCAGUUGAUCUUCAGCAGUUGAGUCGAGUCGAUGCACAGACGAGUAGAUCCUCGGCGACGCAAAAGCGUUCAGAAGAUAUUUAUCUUUUGCAGCGCUGUUCCACCGUACGUCAGAUGCAAGCCUUGCAAAAGUGAGGUAUUUGUAGUUUUUAUUAGCAACAAUGCCUAUGAAACUCCUAUAUGGAUAGUGUGUUUAAAGCCUAAACCAAGUCGCUGUUUGUGGAUAGCAGCCAGAAGCUAUAAAGUGGAGCGUCGUCUAGUAUAGGCUUAAGAUGAGCAUUGUGCUGAAAUCCCUGGAAUGAACGACGAGUGAAAAUUGCUCGUAAGAAGAAGAAGAAGAAGAAGAAUAGUCGGCUGACGUUGGUUUACGCUUACUGUUUUAGCAUGAAUUUUUUCGUUUAGUACGUGUUGAUAUGCAGCGUAACUAUGACUGCUCGAUGUAAUUUCAGAUAAUCAGACCUAACCUGUGACAUCCAGGAUAAACCUUACUAGUAUAGUUAAACGUGCACAGAGUUUGCCAGUAUUCAAAUAUGGUACAUCAGUGCUGAUUCACUGCUAAGAUCGCUUGAUUGUAGCUAAUUUACAAGUACACAAUGGUAUGCCUUAAAACCGAAAUUUCGGGAUAAGCACAAAAAAGUUGUGCACUGGACGCGUCACAAACGUUUGUGUAUUCAUGGCGGAAAAAUCCAACUAGUUUGCAACUUGGUCUUUCAAUACAACGCAGAAUAGUGGCAAACUAGCAUGAUCUGGCACGCAAGGAAAAACGACUUUAUCUGGUGAAGUUUAGCAGCUUAUGGGGGUAUUACUUUCUUUUCAUCAGCGUGCUACUGAACUUCUUUGGUUCUUAGGAUUCGUCGUUUGCCCUAGAGGGUAUACUGGGUGAUCUAGAAAAUUAUGACGGGUUUUAAGGUAAAAUCGAAGCAAAUGUCUUUACAUUUUGAAAUAAUAUUGAUCAACCAUUCUAUAUUAACCACUUUAAUCAAUAACCUUCACCCCUUUUUCUGGUAGUACCAUAAUCUUAUAAGUGUAGGACGUAUCUUCUGGGUGAAAAGUUCUGACAAGUCAUUUUUGUGUCUCUCCAUUGAAACUAAAUUAAUGACAUUAAGGUGUACUGUAGAGAUUGAAAUAAAGGAUAAUCUGAAGGAUACGAGCGAUACGGUAAGUGCAUUUAAGUUUCCCAUUCAAGUUCUCUUGAUUUUUGCUGGUUAACUGAAGUUGUACGUGGUCUGGCAUUACCAUGGUAAGCGACACCUUUUCUCUUUACUAGUUCCGGUCGAUUCUUUCAAUGACUUGUUAUAACCUUGUUAGUUGUUGGCAGUGGGGGUCCGAAUCAGGCGUUUUGCUAACAAUAAUUCGCAGUUCCUUUCUAACCCCAGCAAAAUUAUACCAUGGUCUUCUUGUGCUUAAGUCCGAGUUUUAUCACAUCCUGUAUAGUACAUAUUUUUUUUCGUACGCUAUUGUCAUCUGUGAUUUACUUCUCAUCACCCCUGAUCAAUCUUUUUAUAUAUGGCUCGAUUUCGUUGUAUGUCUGUGAAGUUUCGUGGAUAGAAGUACGGUCGAGUAAAUUCUUUCGCGUGGCAUCCGAAUAGCAAAUUUCUGUUUGUAGCCAGCUUUUCUCGACUGGUUAAAAACUGUUUGGUAGUAAAUAUUUAAUUCGUUAGCGAUAUCAUGACUAUUUACGCAUUGGUCUUACCCAGCUUCCGCAAUAAUUUCAUCAGCUUUUUUUCGUAAUUGGUCGAUCAAUACGAAGAACAUCUUUCAUACCAAAAUUUCCAAAAUGAAAACAACAGGACUAUUUUUGGGUUAAGAUACUCUACUUUAAGUCAGAAAUAAAAUUAUUUCAGUCAAUUUCGAUGUGUCUCAUACCGUGAGAGCUUGGCUUUAAAAUGAUACAAACUGACCCGAUGCAACUCACAUCAUCUGAGUUAUGUAUUUUAAAGUUACCUAAUUACUUAUUACUACUUUAUAAACAAUCCAAUAUUUUAUCAUCUAACGGAUAACGAUUUUAUCUGCAAAUCUUUAUUUUGUCUUUUUUGUCGUUUAUGCUACAUAGUAGAGGUUCACAUGGCAAGCGUAUUUUUGCUCUUAGGUAAUUUUCAAUGUUGUGAGCGUGUAGUGUGACAGUAUACAGUGAUUUGCUACAGAGCCGUCUAAUAAUUUCUGUAUUUAUGUUUGUGGCUCUUUCCGUUUAUAGACAGAUUUGCGAACAGGCGAUUUCCGUGAAGUCAUACGUUUUAUUCAAUAGCUGACGAGAGAGCGACAAUUGUACGGUGCCGAGUAUAAACAUUAAAAAAAAAAACUAAAAAUGGAUAAGCCGGCUGAACCAGUGGAGGUGGGAGGUUGGAUAAGGCGAGAAGUAUUUGCCAAUGGCUCGUUUGGUCAACUGUCUGUUUGGGAAGAACCUGCUACGAAAAAAGUUAUUGCUGUCAAGAUAUAUAAGGGCUCGCCCCAGACUCUUAGGGAGAAGCAACGUGACUACUGGAUAAAGGAGGUGGAAAUUAUGUACAAGCUCAACCAUCCAAAUGUCGUUCGCGCCGUACCGCUGCCAGAGCCGCUAAAAAACUUUAUACAAUCAUGUGUGCCACCGCUAGCCCUGGAGUUUUGUCGUGGAGGAGAUCUGAGGCGGAUGUUGACUCGUAGCGAGAACCUUUGCGGUUUACCCGAGAAAGAAGUUAGAAACGUCCUUCGCGAUAUCUGUCAAGGCUUGAUCUACUUACACAAAGAGGGCAUUAUUCACCGAGACCUUAAACCAGAAAAUAUCGUUAUUCGGUUGAACGGUGACAAUCAACGAAUCUACAAGAUUAUCGAUCUCGGUUACGCGAAGGAAUUGGACCAAACCAGUCUGGCUCAAUCGUUCGUUGGUACUCUUGCCUAUUUAGCGCCAGAGCUCUUCGAGCAACGUCCGUAUCGUAAGACAGCCGACUAUUGGUCCCUUGGUGUGUUAGCCUUUGAAGUGGCAACUGGAAUCCGACCAUUUUUUCAUGAGGAUGCUCCAAUGUCUAACUUACCCCAUAUUAAGAACAAGAAAAAUACGCAUAUAUAUGCAAGGAAGACGGUGGGCGGACUUGAGUUUUACUCAACAAUGCCCGAGUGGUGUCGGUUGAAUGAGGUAUUUAAGAACGAUCUUACAGUGUGGCUGACAAAGAUGCUCGCGUACGAUCCAAAGGAUCGAACGCACGAACCGGGGUCGCCCAGUUCACUUGAGGUAAUGCUCGCCAUGCUCAAGCGGCCCUUGGCCCACGUUCUACACACGAACGGUCAAAAAGUAGUCAGUUUUACUUCAGACUCUGUCGCGGAAAAUUUAUACACAAGCACCAUGGUACCUGUGGAUAGUCAAUUCCUGCUGUCUGUCGAAGGACAGGAGAUUGCGUUCGGCGAUCUGUUGAAGCUUGGAGCUAGCCAUUUAGAGGAUGGCUCACUGUGCUCCUACCUAUUCAACUUUGACGGGAGCUACAAUUUGUCACCUAGUACCCUUCCCCUUAAUGUUAAAUACAUGCUAGCCCAUUAUCAAAAAGCGAUGCAUUAUCCGGAGCAGCGACUGCUAUGGCAACACAUGUAUAACUAUGUGGACAAGGAAUUUGUCAGAUGUUGUCAAAUGCUGGCAGCGUAUCGCGCUCUACUUGUGCACAUCAAUAGCAUACAGAGCGAGUUCUCUGCCAAACUAAAUGGCUUGUCAGCUACUUACAAAGAGAUAAAGGUCCUUGCGCAGCUCUUGCAGGAUGACCAAGAAUAUGAUGAGAAGGAAUUGCAGAAAGUGCAGCACUCUGCUUUAGAGGAGUUACGUAUGACACCAGGCAACGACACAAAAAAAGUGGUGACACGGAUCAAGGAUAAAAUGCGCGUAAUCGUAGCCAAAGCCAAUAUGGCAUACAAACAAGUACUCGUGCUCCGUGAAAAUCCCUUCGGUAGAACCAAGCCUCCAGCAGCUCUUGCGAAUCUCCACGAUAGCGUACUGGUUUUACUGGGCAACUUGAGAAAGAUGAACAACGUCGAACGGACAAAGCCGCAUUCGAAUAACGCGAUGGUGGAACAGGUGAAUAAGUUCAGCGAGGAGCAUCGCCGAGUUCUAAAGGAAAUCGCUGGUCACAUUGUAGGUGCCUUAGAGCACGUGAAGGACGUUCGGCAGAAUCUCCGUGAAGCGAAUGAAUUCAUCAUGGAAGUAGAAAAGGAGCACGCAAAGUUGAAGCUCAACCACCAGGCUCGCCGCACGACGAUUUGGAACGUCAUCAAAAAGCUAAUGAUUAGUGCUGAGAACCCGUCAGCUUUUAACGGCUCUACUGCCAACAGAACCGUUGGUGGCAUAGAUUCCAUCACCAUGAUGCCUGAUGUCGACAUGCUUGUUCGUGAAAAUGAAAAGUACCGUAGCGCACUUGACUCGUUGAACGCAAUGAUGGAGAGCGAGAUGCAAGUUCUAGAUAAAAAUGGCCAAGGUGACCAAGCUAAUGAAAAUGACGGGAGCGGUCAAGUCGUAUGAUCUCUUCGAGGAACUCAAGAGCCAACGACCGACGGCCUUGUGGUUUGGGUUGCAGGAGGAAAAGAUAUAAUAAUGGCUGUUUUUGCUGAUCAUUGUUUCUGUUAACCUGUUUGAUGUAAUGCAAUAUAUGGGUGGAUUAAGUAAUGUACCCUAAUCCAACAAAAAUAAUUUCCGUAUAACUAGGCCCAAACAAGCUAUACCUAGCUUCGUAAAGUGAGAAAGUCAGCCCUUCAAGAUUGCAAUUAUCGUAAUUGCAAUUAAUGGAUUCAGAACAGUCUAAUAGUGAAUGCAGUAAAAGUGUUAUUAUGUUUCCUGUGCAUUUUAUAUAAUGAUUUAUCAAUCAUCAAAAGCUUAGCGUGAAUGAGAAACGUGUAUGGCUAUGUUUAAACAUGCAAAGAUGUAGAGAUUGUAAUUAUACACCAAUUAGGCCCCUUGCUUCUGUCAGGCUAGAUUUAGAUUAUAAGAGAAUAAUGGCAAUGUUUAAUUCGGAGGACUCAAUGAAGCCUAAAUACAAUUUAAAGUAAAAACCACUAUGGUAGUAGAUGAACGUAAUGCGGAUAGAAGAAACGGGAUCAGAAACUUAAAGCACAUGAAUGAUGUGUAAAAAAUUGAAGAUAAUUAUGAAAAUGUUAGGGUUGAAUAAUAGGAUAAUGAAUUGAGGUAACUUUGAUUGAAGGAAACGGAAAAUAAGCAGAUAAAUGUAUAAAUGUAAUAUAACGUCUAUGUUUAUAAUAUUCACACACACAGAUAUAUAAUGUACAGUGCAAUGUUGUUGUAUAUAAUUCUAAUGACUCGUAAGAGCAAACGAAAUCUGUGUAUGGAACAAAGCUCACUUUCUUCGAAAACUUUCUGUUUCGUUUGAAUGCGUGGCAGUCAGGUGUGGUCAAUCAAGUAGAUACUUUAAGUGUACGAGUCAACAGUGACAUGCUUUUUAUUAUACAUACACAUAUACGCGUUUGAUCACAUUGCAUUUGGAUCACAUUGUAGGAUGGAUUGUCUUGCACAAAUGUGUCUAUCAUAUUAUGCCACAUUUAUUUCGACAUGGAUUUUGGAGUUGGAUUUUAGAGAGGUGUCUAUGAGACAAAGAGGAAAAUGAAACUGACCGUGGAAUAAUGAAUUGCAAUACAACAUAAAAUACACAUGGAUUUUGAAUUUUGUUCAGAUUUUGCCUAUGUUCAAAGAAACAAUAAUAAUAGUAGUGACGUCUGUCUGGGUAAUGCAUGAGCCUUUUAUUUCUUUAAAAAAUACACUACUUAAUAGGUAAAUACCGCAACACUAUAGUGCUCAAAUAGAAAAUGGAGAUUGAUUAUCCUAACAAACAAAUUCGGCAGUAAAAGAAGUAUUAGCCAAUUUUGUCCCUCCCAGGCAUGCAAAUGAUACAACAGUGAAUUUUAGGUCUAAUCCAGCAUGAUUGUAAUGAAAGCAUAUGGGCCGAAAUACCAACAAGGCAAUAUGCAAGAACUAAAAUGAUUAAAAUGACAGGUAAUCAUACAGACGAUACUACGCGGAUCUGAAGCAAUCUUUGAAAGCCAGAAUAAUUCGGGCAAGAAAGGUUGCGUUUAUAAAAUUGUCAUAUUGAUAUUAGUAAAACCGUUUCAGAGGCAGUUAAUAGGAAAUAUAGGUACUCUAUUAGAGUUAGACAAACCUGCUGUCCUAAGGAUUUUAAAAUAGAUACAUAAUAUGGCAGUUUAAUCCGACUGCGGCUCGUCAGCGCUCUAAAAAGAGACCAUAGGAAGAAGGUAAUAGUUUUCUGAAGGAAACUUCUUGGAAUAUCUCGGAAGGGCAACGGUUGAAAUAAGUCCUGCGAGAAAACUAUGGUUCUGCCAAGGAGGAUAAAGGCUAAGAAGAAAUUAUAUGAGUAUAUUAUGUAUAAGUAUUAUAUGGGUAUAGGAAUUAUAUAGGAAAAAUGCACAAAACCCUUAAAGAGAAUUAGACUAGACUUUUCCACGACUCCGUCGCUGAAAUGACAGCUGCAGACGAGCGUUUGAAGGUCAGAUCACGUGCAACAGUUGUCUCUUCUGUCCCUACGACGAAUUUGGCUACAAGGCAAGAAUAUGUGAAAUAGAAUGUAAUCUUACCUAUGCGAGAGGUUCCACAAAUGAAAAAACAUUUUGAUGAAGUACUCUGCGCUAACUGCGGUGCUUUCCCGCUGCUAGCGAUAUACGCCUCGUGAGGAAUAUGUUCACGGAAAUUGUGAGAAAAAGGUCGCACAAAGGUAAUAUUAACUUUCAGGUAUUUGUGAGUGCAUCUGACACGUAUGCGUAAAGGAGGCCUACAGCUGUCACGGACAGUUGGGUCGAGUGGUUUUGUGUUCAAACCAACUGCUAUUUUACCGGAGCAGGGCAACACUACGUAGUCGGAUACGU
Molecule: messenger RNA, 8148 nt
Organism: Varroa destructor (honeybee mite)
Lineage: Eukaryota; Metazoa; Arthropoda; Arachnida; Mesostigmata; Varroidae
Product: inhibitor of nuclear factor kappa-B kinase subunit beta-like
Biological process (GO): positive regulation of transcription by RNA polymerase II; peptidyl-serine phosphorylation; tumor necrosis factor-mediated signaling pathway
Cellular component (GO): cytoplasm; IkappaB kinase complex
Molecular function (GO): ATP binding; IkappaB kinase activity
Source: RefSeq, a predicted model, not a curated record